AUGCCCCGUCGACUGCGAUCAAAUCGCAAUCUGGAGGAUCCUCCCAAUAUCGAAGCAAAAGUUAACUAUGACCACCAGGAAAGCGACCAACCACUUCGAUUCCUCCCUCCGCGCUCUCCAACACCCACACCCACGCCCUCCCUUAUCCUCCACACCCCAUCUCGCCUACCAGGCAUAACAAGCGCUGACAUCCAAAUCCUCCGCACAAAACAGCGUCGCUUACAGCGCUCAGCUACUCUGACACUACAAGCUACCCGCGAGUUAGGGCCCCGGGCAGUCCGAGGACUAGCAUCGACACUGAUCUUCGCACAGCAUGAAGCCGGUACAGCAGUCUGCAUUGACCCGCGCGGGUGGAUGCUAACCUGUGCGCAUUGCUUCGGCGAGACGAUGCAAGAAUGGCGCGCUCACCGUCGCAAGUGGCUUCUAUGUUAUACCGGACUCGCCGUGCAAGUGGAGUGUUUAGUGUGGGAUGCGCGUCGCGAUCUCGCCCUGGCGAAGGUGAUCUGCAUCGAAGUGCCAGAGGAGCUACGCAGUAGUCGCGGGCCAGUGUCCGCAACACCCGUCUUCGCAUACAUUCCCCUGUCCACGUCGCAGUCAACCACUGCACCGAUUAUCUGUAUCGGACAACCUGGAGCUGAUGACCUCGAAUCCGCCGCGCCCCGCAAAACCGCAUACGAUUUGAUCGAGAUCUCCCAGGGGCGAUUAUGUGGGAUGAUACCCGACGUGGAUCCACAGGAUAACUCUGAGAUUGGGAGUCUGAAACACGAUGCGUGGACGUACUGGGGACACUCGGGGGCACCGCUGUUGCGGAGGGUAGACGGGAGUUUGCUAGGACUGCAUUCCUCGUGGGAUGACAGUACCGCGAUGCGUCAUGGUGUGCCACUAGUCGCCAUCAAGGCGUUUCUCAAUGAGCACCUUCCCCAAGCCGAAGAUGACCUCCGCGCGUCUGCCGAAUCGCCUUGUAAUCUGGAGAAUAAAGAACCCGAAUUCAUAGUGAUAGAUAGCUCUGAUUGA
Molecule: messenger RNA, 1014 nt
Organism: Penicillium cataractarum
Lineage: Eukaryota; Fungi; Ascomycota; Eurotiomycetes; Eurotiales; Aspergillaceae
Product: S1 family peptidase
Exons: 1
Coding region: 1-1014 (337 amino acids)
Source: RefSeq, a predicted model, not a curated record